Chondrus crispus (carragheen) is the source of this 279-nucleotide messenger RNA. RefSeq lists its product as hypothetical. The transcript has a single exon. NCBI's taxonomy places the organism in Eukaryota, Rhodophyta, Florideophyceae, Gigartinales, Gigartinaceae. The record is from RefSeq and is a predicted model, not a curated record. The coding region runs from base 1 to 279 and encodes 92 amino acids.
AUGUUUUGUUCUUUUUUUGCACGUGCAUCCAAAUCGAAUCGGAACCUAUGCACCUCAGUCAUCAAUGGAACUGGGAGGAAGCAUCGAAUCUCGGGGCCAAAUGGCUGUGCACUCACUGUCGUCGCGAGUGCCCGGAAAGAGCCCAGUGCGCUAUUUACAAGAGGACAAAUGACAGAAGACGCGAGCAACAACAGCAGCAGAAAUCAAGCAAGGGAGGAAGCCGCUCCGCCCCCAAGUCCAACGGAGGUGAUUAAGGAGAUGCCAGCUCGAGGGACCUGA